This is a messenger RNA of Raphanus sativus (radish), 1423 nucleotides long. Its product is annotated as E3 ubiquitin-protein ligase MIEL1. The transcript is spliced from 12 exons. The record is from RefSeq and is a predicted model, not a curated record. Gene Ontology annotation, molecular function: ubiquitin protein ligase activity; zinc ion binding. The coding region runs from base 366 to 1169 and encodes 267 amino acids. Gene Ontology annotation, cellular component: nucleus. Lineage: Eukaryota; Viridiplantae; Streptophyta; Magnoliopsida; Brassicales; Brassicaceae. Gene Ontology annotation, biological process: protein ubiquitination; ubiquitin-dependent protein catabolic process.
CAAAUGUCAUAGCCCUUAACAAGAUUCACAAGGAGAGAGAGAGAGAGAGAGAGAAGAUAAAGCGAAAAGAUCCAAAGCUUUAUUUCUUUCUCUCUUUCAUUUUCUUUUCUGCAAAAUAGGAAGAUUGAAGAACAUUUUGUGUUCAUCUUCUUCGAUAAAAACAAGACCUUGGUGUGGUGGGGUCUCUUAUUCAUUCCUGGCCUUGCGAUUCCGAUAAAACUAAGACCAUCCCAAAUCCAAAUCCACUUGUUCUUCGCAUAAUAAAUAUAUAGAUUGAUAAAUAGAUAGAGAGAGAAAGAGUUACCUACCUAUUACCAUCUAUCUCUUUCUCUCUCUAUCGAGCUUUGUCUCCUCCUCGUGUUCUCAUGGAAGCCUCACCCAAUGAUCGCCUUCAUUUCGGAAUAAUGGGUUUCGGGUGCGACCAUUACAAUAGGAGAUGCCAAAUCAGAGCUCCAUGUUGCAACGAAGUCUUCCCUUGUCGCCAUUGUCACAAUGAGAGCACUAGCACAUUGCGUAAUAUCUAUGACCGUCACGAGCUUGUUCGUCAAGAUGUUAAACAAGUGAUUUGCUCUGUUUGCGAUACAGAGCAGCCGGUAGCCAAAGUUUGCACCAACUGUGGUGUCAACAUGGGAGAGUACUUCUGCGAUAUCUGCAAGUUCUAUGAUGACAAUACUGAAAAAGAACAGUUCCAUUGUGAUGACUGUGGAAUUUGCAGAGUUGGUGGGCGUGAGAACUUCUUUCAUUGCAAGAAGUGUGGUUCUUGUUAUGCGAUUGGGCUGCGCAACAACCAUCGCUGCGUUGAGGAUUCAAUGCGGCAUCACUGUCCCAUUUGUUACGAGUAUCUCUUUGACUCUCUUAAAGACACAACAGUGAUGAAAUGCGGACACACCAUGCACUGUGAAUGCUAUCAGGAGAUGCUCAAGCGUGACAAAUUUUGCUGUCCGAUUUGCUCGAGGUCGGUGAUUGAUAUGUCAAAAACAUGGCAGAGAAUGGAUGAAGAGAUUGAAGCUACUUCUAUGCCUUCAGAUUAUCGCGACAAGAAGGUUUGGAUACUGUGCAAUGACUGUAACGACACAACAGAGGUAUACUUCCAUAUAAUCGGUCAGAAAUGUGGACACUGUAGAUCUUACAACACCAGAGCCGUCGCACCUCCUGUCCUUCCUCAAUGAAAACACCAAACAUCUUUCAUGUAUUGCCACCAGAAAGCAACCAAAGAAAAAAACUCUGAUCAAUGAUUCAAUAUGAUCAUUGUUCACAAAAGCAAGACUCACAUUUGUCUUCUUCAUGAUUCUAUUUGUUGUUGUUCUUAUAUGAUUAUGUUUAUUUACCAUUAAUAUUUAUGUGUGAGAAUGCCAGGGUAAUGUAUAAUAUAUUAUAUUCUUGAUCCAGGAAAAAAUUACCUGUGAUUAUAUGUUUCAUAACU